CCAACUACUCUUUUGCAGCUUCACUUGUUCAGGCCAAAAAGCAGCUUCUGCUGUCAGCAGCAGUGUUUUUGUGGGAAGCAGCGUUUGUACAAACCCAGAAAAGCUUUCGUGAUGCAUUUUCUUCUUCUUCUGACUUUCCCUCUUCUUAUCCUCAUCUUCAAAUUUGUGUACUCAACUAUAUGGGUACCACUGAGGACACAAACCUAUUUCCAAAAGCAAGGCCUGCGGGGCCCCGCCUACCGUCCGGUCGUCGGAAACUCGGCCGAGAUCCGCCGUAUGUUCGCGGAAGUUCUCUCCAAGCCGCUCCCUUUCGACCACGACAUUGUUCGACGCGUUACCCCAUUUUACUACCGGUGGUCUUUGAUGUACGGGAAGAAUUUCGUCUACUGGUUCGGGUUGAGGCCCCGAGUGGCAAUAUCCGACCCGGAUAUGAUCAAGGAAGUCCUUUUAAAUUCGGGUGGGUCGUUUAGAAAGGUACCGUCUACACCUCUGACUAAGUUUUUGUUUGGUGACUGGGGGCUCGUCGGCCUCGAGGGCGAUAAAUGGGCUUUUCACAGAAGGAUCGUGAACCAGGCCUUUAGAAUGGAUCGUGUCAAGAGUUGGGUUCCCGGGAUUGUGGAAAGUACGAUGAAGAUGUUGGAGAAAUGGGAGGACGUAAGAGGAGGGAGGGAAGAGUUUGAGUUGGAUGCGCACAAAGAACUUCAUGAGCUCUUAGGGGAAGUCAUAUCGAGGACGGCUUUUGGAAGCAGUUUCGAGGAGGGAAAACAUGUUUUCGACUUGCAAGAACAACAAAUGCAUCUUUACAUUAAGGCAGCAAGGAGCAUCUACAUUCCUGGAUUCAGGUUUUUGCCUACCAAGAGUAACAGAGAAAGGUGGAGAUUAGAUAAGGAAAGUAGUGAAUCCAUACGGACGUUGAUUGCGAAAAAUGGCAAAAAGAAGGGAGAGUCGAGAAAUCUGCUUAGUCUGCUAAUGACGCCAUACAAGAAUCCGGAUGGUGAAGAGGAAAAGCUAGGGAUACAGGAAGUUAUAGAUGAAUGCAAGACCUUCUACUUUGCGGGAAAAGAAACAACAGCUAAUCUUUUGACUUGGGCACUACUACUUUUGGCACAGCAUCCGGAAUGGCAAAGCAAGGCUAGGGAAGAAGUAUUCCGUGUUUUUGGAGACAAUCAGCUCCCGGUUGCAGAGAAUUUGAAUGAACUCAAAAAUGUAACUAUAAUCAUUAAUGAAACGCUCAGGCUAUACUCUCCAGCCGCGAUGCUUAUGAGGGAAACAACAAAGAAGGUAAAGCUCGGGAGCCUGGAAAUUCCUGCUGAUGCACAGCUUUAUUUGCCGUUGAUCGCUGUCCAUCACGACACUGAGAAAUGGGGAAAAGAUGCUCACGAAUUCAAUCCAUCGAGGUUUUUGGAAUCUCGAAGGCAUUCAGCCUCGUUCAUCCCAUUUGGCCUGGGGCCUCGAAUCUGCGUAGGUCAAACUUCGGCUGUGGUUGAAGCAAAACUAGCGUUAGCACUCAUCAUCCGGUGCUAUUCUUUCACGGUGUCACCAACAUAUGUUCAUGCCCCCAUGCUGUUUUUAACUUUACAGCCCCAGUACGGCGCUCAGAUCCUCUUCACGAAGAUUUCAAAUUGAAAAUUUUGGAGGUUUUCCGACAAAGAAAUUUGGGGCAGAAAUUUGUGUGGAUUUUUUUUUUUUUUUUUGUUGAUUUAUUUAUGCAAUAAGAGCUUGGCAUGCAAUUUCAAAUUAGGGUUUCUGUCCUUCA
Pyrus x bretschneideri (Chinese white pear) is the source of this 1756-nucleotide messenger RNA. RefSeq names its product cytochrome P450 734A1. Gene Ontology annotation, molecular function: monooxygenase activity; oxidoreductase activity, acting on paired donors, with incorporation or reduction of molecular oxygen; heme binding. The coding region runs from base 112 to 1626 and encodes 504 amino acids. The record is from RefSeq and is a predicted model, not a curated record. Lineage: Eukaryota; Viridiplantae; Streptophyta; Magnoliopsida; Rosales; Rosaceae. The transcript is spliced from 5 exons.